Lotus japonicus is the source of this 2156-nucleotide messenger RNA. RefSeq names its product O-fucosyltransferase 23-like. The record is from RefSeq and is a predicted model, not a curated record. Gene Ontology annotation, biological process: pollen-pistil interaction. NCBI's taxonomy places the organism in Eukaryota, Viridiplantae, Streptophyta, Magnoliopsida, Fabales, Fabaceae. The coding region runs from base 539 to 1786 and encodes 415 amino acids. The transcript has 2 exons.
CAUGGGAAUGCUAAAAGUAAAAGGGUACGAAACUGGUGAAGGUUGCUAUGCUAGUUGGGGUCUGUUCUGUACACACCAAAUCCCAACUGUCCCGGAAUCUGAACAUAACCCUCUGCAUCUAUCCUCUCACUUCUGACACAUUCCACCUUUGUUCUUCACUUUUGCUCCCUCUUUUGUUUUCUCCUGUCUCUUUCUGCCACCAUCUCUUCCCUCUCUCUCUUUUGUUCCUCAAAUAUUCUCUUUUUGGGUUCCUCUUACACCAUAGCUGAGGCAACAACCUACCUUCUACCUUGUCCUGUUUCGUCACUUUUUUCCUUUAACAGGAUUCAUUCACCUUCACCCCAAGAUCCCAAUUUUCGCUUCAAUUCUAUUAUUAUCACUCUCUGAUGAUAUUGAUAUGAUAAGGAUACAUAUUCAUUGUAAAUGGGAAUCGCUUGUGCUGGCCUUCAUAGUUGAAUCUUGAAUUCAUACAUGUGUACAUGAGUUAUAUUCAUUGAUAUUUUGGUGAAUUCAUAAAUUUAAAGAGAGUGAUUGUGACAUGGAAAUGUUGUUUAAUUGCAAGCUAUUGAAGUUUAUGGCUGGUGGCAAUCUGAAUUCCACAGCUUGCAAAUGUGUGCUUCUCUUUGUUGCUGUUUUGAUCCUCAGAACUCUGUUUCUUCCUCAUUCCCCUGGCUUUGAAUGGAGCAACAUUGUAUAUGUCCGCAACCAAUCUCCAUCGGUCGGUUCCGGAAUUCGGCAAGACAAGUUCUUGGAGGUUCCUCAGAUUGUGUGGGGGCUGAAUAACCAGAAGAUUGCAUUUGCAAGGGCUUGCCUUACUGCCAGAAUGCUGAACCGGACACUACUAAUGCCUAGUCUCAGUGCCUCCUUGUUCUACAAGGAAAUUGACCUCUUGCAGCCCAUUUCAUUUGAUAAGGUGUUCCAAUUUGAUAAGUUUAAUGCACUCUGCAGUGGUUUUGUCCAACUGGGUCGCUACUCGGAUCUCUCGAAUGCGACUCGAGUGCUUGAAAUGCAGAAAGGAAGUGGUAGGAAGUGGACAAUGGAGAGGGAUUUGGAUCAAUUGGAACAGCAUAGCAGGGUAUCCUCAUUUGAUGAUCAUGAAACAAUUCGGAUAGUUGGGAAAAACCCUUUCUUGUGGCAUGACCAUUGGCCUGUGAAGGAUUAUGCAAAGGUUUUUGAGUGCUUAGUUUUGGUGGAUGAGAUUUCUCAAGAAGCAGAUAGAGUUGUGUCUAGGAUUAGAGGAAGCACUGAACCUCUACCAUAUGUUGCUGUGCACAUGAGGGUGGAAAUUGAUUGGAUGAUUCACUGCAAAAAAUUGGAGCAGAGAUUAAACACAAACCAAAUUUGCAGCAGUGAGAAAGAGAUAAAAGAAAGAGUUAGGAACAUUGCAGAUUUGAAGAGACCUGUUGUUGUUUAUCUUGCAGUGGCUGAUAAACUGCUUAAGAAUUCUUCCAUACUGGAAGGUUGGGAAGAAGGGCUUGUACCUUUUGAGAAGAAGAAACUUGGUGUUGAUGAGAUUUAUAGAAAGUAUCCUUAUCUGAUUCAGUCUGCAAUUGACUAUGAAGUGUGUUUGAGGGCUGAUAUCUUUGUUGGGAACAGUUUCUCCACUUUUUCAAGUCUUGUGGUUCUUGAAAGAACACAGAAGAUGAUCAGAAAUGUGGAUGUGAGAUGGCCUUCUUAUGCUUAUAAUGUGCCUGGAGAGUUAAAUGGCCCUAUGAGAUGGGUUACAAAUAUGUCUGAUUCAAACCUUCAAGCAAUCAGCUAUGGCACUAAUCACAUUUCUUCUUGAAAGAGAGCCUAUGAAAACCCUGCCACACAUCUAAGACCUGCUCUUGUUUCAAAGUUCUUCACUCCUGGAUUUUUUGGGUUUAAGCAAUAGCUAUCUUCCAAUGAAGCAAUCUCCUUCAAGUCGGGUAAGAACACUAGGGUGGAAAAGCUCUCCUGCCAAGUAUUUAUCGCAAAUACUUUAACAGGAACUCAAAUUUGAGAUGUCCGCUUAAACUAGAUCAACCUCGCUCAAUUGAUCCCCUCGAUUUAGAUUAAGGCACUUGAAUGUUGAUAUUAUUCUUUUUUUAUGUAAAGAAUUCCACCAUGAAAAACAGCUGUUUAUAUGAGGUACAAAUUCUCAUCUUAUAAAAAUUCAAAUCAUUAUUUAUUAA